This is a messenger RNA of Adineta ricciae, 8859 nucleotides long. Lineage: Eukaryota; Metazoa; Rotifera; Eurotatoria; Adinetida; Adinetidae. The record is from the annotation of a GenBank genome assembly.
AUGCUAUCCCUGGAUAGCUUCACUCUGUGUAUCAUCAUUCUGAUUAUCGGCGUCCGAGUAGAAGGCACAUCCGUUAAUCGACCUAAGCUUUGUUCUUCAGCAACAUGGAAUGCGUCAGCAAUCACGUUUGCAAAUAGUAACACGGUUGGCGGAAGUUCAUAUGCAAUGUUCAUCAACAGAAACAAUACGAUUUACGUAGCCGUUUCUCAGUAUAAUGCCAUUCAAGUUUGGACUACUGGUUCUUCGGCGCCAGUAACAGUAUUUGUUCGAAAUUCUAGCAAUCCGCUCAGUCUGUUUGCUACAGAUGGUGAUACUAUUUAUGUCGACGAUAACAGCCUUUAUGUGACUAGUUUGCAGCUAAGUCAACCGAAAAAUAGUUCAUCAUUAUACACCGGUGGAAGAUGCUAUGGCAUUUUUCUUGACAAAAACAAUUCACUUUACUGUUCUUUAAACAAUAAUCAUAUGGUCAUCAAACGAUCAUUGAAUAGUAGUGAUUAUCAAAUGACAAUUGUUGCAGGUGAAGGAUGCUAUGGAUUUACGGGUAACAAACUCUAUAAUCCCAUGGGGAUCUUCGUUGAUGAUGAUUAUAAAUUAUAUGUGGCUGAUUACCAAAAUCACCGAAUUCAGCUUUUCCAACCAGGAAUUGCUAAUGUGACGACAGCAGCUGGGAAUGGCGCGCCUGAAACAAUUACACUAUAUUACCCUACCGAUGUCAUGGCUGACGCUGAUGGAUACAUAUAUAUAGCAGACUAUGGCCAUUAUCGUAUUGUCGGAUCCAAUUCUCACGGCUUUCACUGCGUAGCUGGAUGUACAGGCUCAAGUGGUUCUGCAUCUAAUCAAUUAGCCACUCCAUGGAUCAUGGCGUUUGAUGUUUAUGGAAAUAUUUUUGUUACCGACACUAACAACAGUCGUGUGCAACAGUUUCUUUUGGCUACGAAUUCUUGUGAUGCAACAACUGCCGCAUAUCAAGCGUCGACACCAUCUGGUAAUACCGGCAUCUCCUAUAACAGGCCAAAACUCUGCGCGAACGCAUCGUGGAAUGCAAAUGCAACUACAUUAACUGACUCUAGUCUGAUGGGUUCGAUUCCAACAACUGUGUUUGUCGACACUAACAACACGGUCUAUGUUCGAGAUGCCUACUCUCAGAUUAUUCAAAUGUGGUUUCAAAGCAACAUCACACUGACCAAGAAUAUAUCACAAUCUUCGAGCUACUCUUACGGUCUUUUCGUUACCAGUUCAGGAGACAUUUACAGUGAUAAUGCCCUACGCAGCGGUGAAGUCAGCAGAUGGACAAUAAAUGCGUCAAAUGCAGUUCCGGCAAUGUACAGUACACAACCAUGUUUUGGUCUUUCUGUUGACACUAACAACAUUCUCUAUUGUUCUUUAUUUACUGUCAAUCAGGUGGUCGCUAGAUCGCUCAACGACGUAUCCACUUCGUUGACAGUCGUUGCUGGUACUGGUUGCAGUGGGUCAGGGUCUAAUCAAUUGACGACUCCAACGGGUAUAUUUGUGAAUACAAAUUUCGAUAUAUACGUGGCUGACUAUGGAAAUAAUAGAAUUCAGCUUUUUCACCCAAGGCAAAGUAAUGGGACAACGGUUGCUGGUGCUGGAGCACCAGGAACAACCAUACUUAAUUGUCCAAUGGAUGUCGUCCUGGAUGGUGACGGAUAUUUAUUUAUUGUUGAUGCAUGUAAUAAUCGUAUCAUUGGUUCGGGAGCUGCUGGCUUUCGGUGCAUAAUUGGGUGUUCUGGUUCUAGUGGAUCAGCACCUAGUGAACUGCAACGACCCUGGUAUAUCGCAUUUGAUAGCUUCGGAAACAUUUAUAUUGCUGAUAUAGGAAAUAAUCGAGUGCAGCUAUUUACUUUCGAAGAUAAUUCAUGUGCACAAUUGUCAUCCACUACCACCACCACUGAUACGUCCUCACCAUCAACAACCACCACCACUACUGAUACGUCCUCACCAUCAACAGCCACCACCACCACUUAUACAUCCUCACCAUCAACAACUACCACCACUGAUACGUCCUCACCAUCAACAACUACCACCACUGAUACGCCUUCGCCAUCAACAACCACCACCACUUAUACAUCCUCACCAUCAACAACUACCACCACUGAUACGCCUUCGCCAUCAACUACCACCACCACUGAUACAUCCUCAUCAUCAACAACCACCACCACUGAUACAUCCUCAUCAUCAACAACCACCACCACUGAUACAUCCUCAUCAUCAACAACCACCACCACUGAUACAUCCUCACCAUCAACAACUACCACCACUGAUACACCCUCACCAUCAACAACUACCACCACUGAUACACCCUCACCAUCAACAACUACCACCACUGAUACGCCUUCGCCAUCAACAACCACCACCACUGAUACAUCCUCACCAUCAACUACCACCACCACUGAUACAUCCUCACCAUCAACAGCCACCACCACCACUGAUACGCUCUCACCAUCAACAACUACCACGACCACCACUAGUACUUCUUCUCUAUCAGUUUCACUUUUCACGUCUAAUCAAACGUGUUUUCUGCCGAACAUCACAUUGAUUCCCAGCGGUUCUUCGCUCUCAUCACCAUUACAGUUUCGACGAAGUCAAGAGUUUUCCAUCAGUUCAUAUUUACAACUCGACUGUAAUCUGUCACUGUCUACCAUUAUCAAAUGGACCGUCACUAACUGCACUUCAAUUUGUUCUUCUUCUCUGACCCCACUGCCACAAACACUUAUCACCACUUCCACUGAGUUCUCUAUUCCUGCUAAAACACUGACCUAUGGUACCUAUCAAUUCACACUCACUGUGGCUAUGAUUGCUGCUCCUCUUUUAUCAUCAUCAGCUUCCGUAUAUGUCAAAAUCAUUCCAUCAGGCAUCACACCAAAUCUCAUCCAGUUUGGUACUUCAAUGAUCACACGAGGAUAUCAACAACAGCUCACUCUUGAUCCUGGAUCAUUCUCAGUAGAUCCUGAUUCAUUGGCAUUCAAUGCUACCAACUGGAAAUACAAAUACUUUUGUCGAAUUUACCCUGGGUAUAAUUUUCCAAGCAUUGCUGGACUUCCACUCACGAUCGACGAUCCGCGAGUUGAUGUAGCCAAUCCGUCGUGUAUUUUACAACGAUCAGGUAAUACAUCGAAAUUGCAAUAUACUGGACCAUCUUCUUCGCCCAUGUCUGCAUUGACUCUCUUUGGCAAUGCACUCGCAUCCAAUCAAACAUACCAGUUCAUGAUACAGCUCGAAAAUAUCUUUAAUUCAUCCUCACAAGCAACAGGUUACCUUCUCGUUCAAGUCGAUGACACUCAAUCUGAACUGAUUGUUAUUUCUUGCGUCAUUUCUACCUUGUGUACUGCCAAUCAGGAAUACCAAUUUGCUAAUCCAACUACACAGGUUGCCAUCUUCUCUCUUUGCGUCGGUACAUGCGUAUCAAUUAACGACAUCACAUGGAAUGUCUAUUAUGGAACUACCAAUGCAUCCACCAAUCUCAUGCGUUGGACACUCUUCAAACAAGCACAACAAUAUCAAGAUGUCUGGUUUUUUGGUUCAAACACAAGCAAUUUCACUGCCACCAAUAAUUUGUUUCUCUCUUUCCCUGCCAUCCAGUAUUGGCGGUUUGAAGUGAUCUAUUCGUUUGCGCAGCAAAGUAGUCUCAGUGCAAUGAGCUUCAAAAUGAACACACCACCUCAAAAUGGUUCGUGCACUAUCUUUCCACUCAAUGGCACGACGUCCGCUCUCUUCACAAUCACCUGUUCGCAGUGGUUUGAUGAUGAUGGCAUUCAAGAUUAUUCAUUCUAUAGUUGGACAACAAAUCCAAAUGAACGACUGAUCCUUGCCUAUUCGUCAUUUUCAUCCAUUCAACUGAGAUUACCGUCUGUCAAUGCUAAUGCCUCAUUAUCUUUUCACGUUUCUGCUCAGAUUCGAGAUACACUCAGUUGUGUUACAGAAUACAACAUAUCUUCAGUUACAGUUUACCCCGAUACUGAUCAGAUCACUGAUCUUAUUGACGCUGUGCAACAAUCAACCGGCACUAGUGGAUUGGCAAACAAUCCAAUCAUUCAAAUACUAGCAAGUGGUAAUCCAAAUGCAGUCGGUCAAGUAGUUAGUUCAUUGUCGCAACAAUUCAACCAAAUCAGUACCCAAUCGCUGCAGGAUGCGAUCGCAAAUGGCGUGCCUGUGUCAAGUGUUGCUGUUUCGACCUUAGAUGCCACUACUCAAUCAACAUCACCAUCCAUAAUCAAUGCAUCGACGCUCGACGAGUUCAACAAACAAACCAACACGUAUGCAAGCAUCCGAGAUUUUCUCAUCACAUUCAUAACUGGCCUCCAACCCACAACGGCACCCGGUAUUCAGCUACAAGCAUCGUCUUUAGCUCAACUCACUCAAGCAACCAAUCAGCUCACACGAUCUGCUUCAAUGAUUGCUGCACAAAAAUGUAACCAAUUGGCGAUAACUUUAUAUUCCUUGGCAACGAUGAUUCCAUUUGAAGACGUACAAUCAUCAGCUACACUCAUUGCACAAUGUGCUAGUAAUGUUCUAAAUGCUGUGAAUGGCCCACUGCAAGAACGGACAAUUGUACUCGAUCUCGACUCAUCUCGAGCCAAUGCCUUUCCUCAAGACUAUGACACUGAUCUUGAAUCAGAAUGGAAUAAUCUAAAUCUAUUUGGUGAUGGAAGUGAUCAAUCGUGGAAUUCACUUGAGAAGAGCCGCAAUCUUUAUUUUCAGAAACAAACAGCUAACGAAGUCUCGCUUUUGACAACACAAACAAUGUCGUUAUUAACAGCAUCAUUGAACAUACACUUGAACAUCGGCCAAAAUCUCAACAUGAACACAGCUUCUGUCUGUUUGUCACUUGAAAUCACGUCAAUCGACGCACUUGUCAACAAGUCCGUCAAACAGACAUCCACCUCCCAAAUUCGUAUGCCAUCUACGUUUCAAAUCAACACAACAAACAUCAGCACGAUUUCUCUUCGAUCAAUGAUCGAACCACUUGCAUCAGCUGGCAAUGCUUCUUCUCAAUCUCGAACGAAUCUCUCCAGAUCCGUUUCUUUUUCUCUUCUUGAUACCAAUGGCAAAUCCAUUCCCAUUCAAACAACCUUCGAUUAUCCCAUCGAACUUAUCAUUCCUCGUGACCCAUUUUUAGUCAUUCCAUCGAUGUCACUGCAGAAUGUCACGUCAUUUAAUUCAUCAACAGUGUCACCUCAUCAGCAACUGUUCAAUCUUCAUUUCGUCAACAUCACCAAUCCUUCCCUCACUGUCUCAGUUCAUUUUGAAAUGCAUCCGCUCAACACAAGUCUCGCCUAUUUAUUUAUUUAUCGAUUCGACACUGUACCCAUCCUGAACACUUCACAUCAACAAAUCGAUGGUUGGUCUUUGUUUUGUCCUCAUAAUCUUACCAAUGAUACUAUUCACAACUACUUUAUUGAUAAUAACCGAACAAAAAAUCAUCAAUCCAUUAUCUUUGGCUUGAGACAACUGAAUACAACUGAGCAAUCGGAUCAAUGUUCCAAUGCAUCUGUAACAAUUCAACAACCGCCUGCCAAUAAUCAACCAUUCAAUUUCACAUCCAACUACGAACUUCGAAUCUUCACAUCAGGAUGUUACUAUCUCGAUACAAAUAGCAACUGGCAAUCAGAAGGUGUACUUGUUGGACCUUUGACUAAUCAUCAGCAAACACAAUGUUUGUCCACACACUUGACAACAUUUGCAGGUGGGUUUCUGGUUCUUCCUGCACCCAUCAACUGGAACUAUGUGUUUUCCAAUGCUGAUUUCGCUCGCAAUAAAACCAUAUACAUCACACUUAUUUGUGUUUCUGUUCUCUACUUUCUUCUACUUGUCUAUGCACGAUACAAAGACAAGAAAGAUCUCGAAAAACUUGGUGUCACUCCACUUCCCGAUAACCAACCAUCCGAUCAGCAUUUCUAUCAAAUACUUGUCUUCACUGGUCAUCGAACACAUUCGGGAACCAACUCCAAAGUUCAUUUCAUCCUUGCUGGUGACGAUGAUGAAACACAAGUUCGAACAUUCGCUGAUCCACGUCGAAAGAUCUUGCAACGAGGUGGCAUCGAUGCAUUUGUCAUGACUGUGCCCAAAUCAUUGGGAUCAUUGAACUACAUGCAUAUUUGGCAUGAUAACUCUGGCAAAGGUGCAUCAGCAUCGUGGUUUCUCAAAUAUAUCAUUGUUAGAGAUCUGCAAACGUUGGAUAAGUCAUAUUUCAUUUGUCAACGAUGGUUAGCGGUCGAAAAAGAUGAUGGAAUGAUCGAACGAGUAUUACCAGUCGCGGGUGAACAUCAACGACAAGAAUUUUCUUAUUUACUAUCAAAACAAGCUUACCAUAGCAUAUCGGAAGGACAUCUCUGGUUUUCGAUCUUUUCGCGACCGCCUUCGAACCAAUUCACUCGUGUGCAACGAUGUACUUGCUGUUUUGUUCUGCUGCUGACGUCGAUGCUUCUCAACAUUCUCUACUAUGAUCAAGUUGCAACAGCCAAAGCAAAUGUGAACACAGCAAGUCUUGCAUUUGGCCCACUUCAUAUCACUCCCGAACAGAUUAGUAUUGGUGUUAUUGUUGAACUUCUCACGUUUCUUCCGAGUAUUUUUCUUGUUCAAUUCUUUCGUCGUAUUGAACCAAAACGGUUACAACAGCAAUUAUCCCCUCUACGACAAGCCAUUUACAAAAUCAGACCAGAUAAUACGAUUGUAGAGUCAAAUCGAAAGAAGCGAUCACGAAUGACGUUUCCAUGGUGGUGUCUAUUCAUUGCUUAUGCUCUUUCAUUCAUCAUCGUUGCAGUGUCGAUGUUUUUCGUCAUUGUUCGCGGUAUUGAAUUUGGCGACGUCAAAACUCAGAAAUGGUUGACAUCACUUCUCACCGGUUUCUUGUCAUCCAUCGUUCUUAUUCAACCAGCUAAAAUUAUUGGCUUAGCGAUCAUUUUCGCUUUGUUCAUUCGAAACACAAACAAAGAUCAACAAGCAGCUGAGUUCAUUGACGAUGAUAAUGAAGAUCAUCCGCACCUCAACAACGAUGAACAAUACUUACAUUCUCUCGACAAUCAAUCGCCAUUCAAUCAUCGAUCCAAAACUCAAGCUAACCGUCUCAAUCAAGCUGAACUUGCCUACAUUCGUGAUCGACGACUGAAAGAAAUACAAAUGUGGUCAAUCAUCCGUGAGAUCUUCACUUAUCUCACUUUUCUUGCGUUGCUCUAUGUUAUCACCUACUCGAACAUCAAUCAACAUGCCUUCUACGAAGUACAGCACCUUCGACAAUUCUUUCAUAAUAGCAGACAAAUCGAUAAUAACUACAUACAACUAUCCACAGUCGAUCAGUAUUGGAACUGGUUAGAAACUAGUUUUGUCGACAACAUUCGCGCACAGCAAUGGUAUAAUGGUGAUCCACCUCGCAAUCUAUCCGGAUUCAUCAAUGACAAGUCCAAUCGCCUGAUUGGAUGGGUUGCAAUGAGACAACUCAGAACGAAUUUGCACUCAUGUCAACUGAAAUCAUCCAUUCAACAGCAACUGUUCACUCACUGCACUGAUGAUUACAGUUUUUCCAACGAAGAAAAGCAAUCAUUUCAGCCGGGAUGGAUACCCUACCAACAGAUUAAUAAUCAAUCGCAAUCGUUCGGUUCAGCUAUUGAACAAGCAUUCAUAUAUCGCACAAGCAAUCAACUCGACACGUAUCCCACUGUUGCUAAUCAGCAUACGUACAGUGGCAAUGGAUAUGUGUAUGAAUUUCGUGGUCGCCUCGCUGAUAUUCAAACGAACCUCUCUCAGCUUCAUCAAUUGCAAUGGAUCGACGGUCAGACAAGAGCUAUCAUCAUUCAAUUCACUUUGUACAAUCCCAAUGCGCAACUCUUUACAUUCGUUACUCUUCUCACUGAGUUUCUUUCUAGUGGAAGUAUCGACCCACAGUCUCGUUUUGAACCGAUCACUUUCGAAGUAUUUACCUCAUUGCCUCAACUGAUCUGUACCAUCUUCUACAUGCUAUUCAUCAUUCACAUAAUGAUAGGCGAAGUUCGAUCAUUGAUCAAAAUGAAAUCCAACUACUUUCGUCAGUUCUGGUCAUUGAUCAACCUCGGUAUCAUUGUCUGUUCAUGGACAAAUGUUGGUAUUUAUGUGUGGAGAUAUUGCGAAUCACUUCGCAUUGGUCAUCUCUUUGCACAAACCAACGGGUAUGUUUACAUCAAUCUACAGUUAGCCGUGUAUAUCAAUGAUGUUUUCACUUAUUUGUUGGCGUUUUCGUGCUUCUUUGGAACGAUUAAGUUUAUCAAAUUAUGCCGUUUUAAUCAUCGACUCAUGUUAUUUGCAAGAACACUUCAACACGCUGCCAGAGAACUUAUUUCGUUUGCGUGCAUGUUUACGAUUGUAUUCAUGGCAUUUGUCGUUCUCUUUUAUCUGCUAUUCGUCUCCAAACUAUCGUCAUGCUCGAGUGUUCUACAAACGGUGCGAAUGCUGUUCGAAAUCACCUUGAUGAAAUUCAAUACACAAGAGUUAACUGAUGCAGCAGCAUUUCUUGGUCCGUUUUGCUUCGCUUUAUUUAUUGUGAUCGUCGUUUUCGUCUGUAUGAGCAUGUUUUUAUCAAUUAUCAACGAUAGUUUUCGUGUGGUGCGAGACAAUGGCAAACUACAAGGACACGACGAUCAACAUAUCUUCUCAUUUAUUAUUGGCAAGUUACGAACAUGGAUUGGUAUUGGUAAUUUGAAUGACUUCUAUCAAAUGGAAGAAAGGGAUGAACAAAUGAGAUCGAAAUAUUAUGAUCCAAUCAGUAAAUUUCCUGAUAAGAUGGAUGAACUGCUGGAUGCACUCAAUCGCGUGUAUAUAAAUCAGCAAGAUCAUUCGUCAUUGAAAAAAUCGGAACCGGGGCCGACAUAA